GGUCAACUUCCGGCCCAGAGCGGUCACGUGUCCGGAUACGGGAAGUGGCGGCUGCUGGCCUCUUUUCCCUGCUCAAUGAAAAGCGCUUCACAGCGGCUGUCGCUGCCGGUGCCCUUCCAGUGUCCGUCUCAGAGCACCCGCCUCGGCCUCGCGCUGAGAAAAGAUGACAGCAAUCAAGCAUGCGUUACAGAGAGAUAUUUUCACACCAAACGAUGAGCGCCUGCUGAGCAUCGUGAAUGUCUGCAAAGCCGGCAAAAAGAAAAAGAACUGUUUUCUGUGUGCCACAGUGACAACUGAACGCCCCGUGCAGGUGAAGGUGGUCAAAGUCAAGAAAUCUGACAAGGGAGAUUUCUACAAGAGGCAAAUUGCUUGGGCCCUUCGAGACCUCGCUGUGGUAGAUGCUAAAGAUGCCAUCAAAGAAAAUCCUGAAUUUGAUUUACAUUUUGAAAAAGUGUAUAAGUGGGUUGCCAGCAGCACUGCUGAAAAGAAUGCAUUCAUUUCCUGCAUUUGGAAACUGAAUCAGCGCUAUCUCCGCAAGAAAAUUGAUUUUGUUAAUGUGAGCUCACAGCUCUUGGAAGAGCUGCCUAAAGUUACAGAAGAAUCUGUCCCAAGUGGAGAAAAUCAGAGUGUAGCAGGAGGGGAUGAGGAAGCAGGAGACGAGUACCAAGAGCUAAACGCAAGAGAAGAGCAGGAUAUUGAAAUCAUGGUGGAAGGCUGCGAGUAUGCCAUCUCCAACGCUGAAGCCUUUGCAGAGAAGUUGUCUCGAGAGCUGCAGGUGCUAGAUGGGGCCAACAUUCAAUCAAUCAUGGCCUCUGAAAAACAAGUGAACACCCUGAUGCAGUUGCUGGAUGAGGCCCUGAAGGAGGUGGACCAGAUUGAAUUGAAACUGAGCAGCUAUGAAGAAAUGCUCCAAAGCGUAAAAGAGCAAAUGGAUCAGAUCUCUGAAAGCAAUCACCUGAUUCAUCUCAGUAACACGAAUAAUGUGAAACUCCUGUCAGAGAUAGAGUUCCUCGUGAACCACAUGGACUUGGCCAAAGGUCAUAUAAAGGCUCUUCAGGAAGGAGACCUUGCUUCUUCCAAAGGCAUUGAGGCCUGCACCAACGCUGCUGAUGCCCUUCUGCAGUGCAUGAAUGUCGCCCUUCGACCAGGCCAUGACAUGCUCCUGGCGGUCAAGCAGCAGCAGCAGCGCUUCGGUGACCUGAGGGAGCAUUUUGCCCGAAGACUGGCCAGUCAUCUCAACAAUGUUUUUGUUCAACAGUUUACUCAGGCCCUCCUUCAGCUCUAUAACAGGUCCUACUUUCUUUCGGUUCCUGGUCAUGAUCAGAGUUCAACUCUUGCUCAGCACUCUGUUGAACUUACUUUACCCAAUCAUCAUCCAUUUCAUAGAGACCUACUUCGAUAUGCCAAGCUGAUGGAGUGGCUAAAGAGUACAGAUUAUGGAAAAUAUGAAGGACUAACAAAGAAUUACAUGGAUUAUUUAUCCCGACUAUAUGAAAGAGAAAUCAAAGAUUUCUUUGAAGUUGCAAAGAUCAAGAUGACUGGCACCACUAAAGAAAGCAAGAAGUUUGCUACACUGCCUCGAAAAGAAAGUGCUGUCAAACAGGAAACCGAGAGUCUCCAUGGAAGCUCUGGGAAACUCACCGGGUCAACUUCUAGUCUGAAUAAACUGAGCGUCCAGAGCUCCGGCAAUCGCAGGUCCCAGUCCUCCUCCCUGCUGGACAUGGGGAACAUGUCCGCCUCUGACCUUGAUGUCGCUGACAGAGCCAAAUUUGAUAAGAUCUUUGAACAGGUACUGAGUGAGCUGGAGCCCCUGUGUCUGGCAGAACAAGACUUCAUAAGUAAAUUUUUCAAACUACAGCAACAUCAAAACAUGUCUGCAUCAAUGACUGAAGCAGAAGACCUGGAUGGAGGCUCAUUGUCACGGCAGCAUAGUUCUGGCACACUGCUGCCUAUUUCAUCUGAGAAAGAUAUGAUUCGCCAAAUGAUGAUCAAAAUAUUUCGUUGCAUUGAACCAGAACUGAACAACUUAAUUGCAUUAGGAGACAAAAUUGACAGCUUUAACUCUCUUUACAUGCUAGUCAAAAUGAGUCAUCAUGUGUGGACUGCACAAAAUGUGGACCCUGCUUCUUUUCUAAGUACCACAUUGGGAAAUGUUUUGGUGACUGUGAAGAGGAACUUUGACAAAUGCAUUAGUAACCAAAUAAGACAAAUGGAAGAAGUAAAGAUCUCAAAGAAAAGUAAAGUAGGAAUUCUUCCAUUUGUUGUUGAAUUUGAAGAAUUUGCUGGACUGGCAGAAUCUAUCUUCAAAAAUGCUGAACGCCGUGGCGAUCUGGACAAAGCAUACACCAAACUAAUCAGAGGAGUGUUUGUUAAUGUGGAGAAAGUAGCAAAUGAAAGCCAGAAGACCCCAAGAGAUGUGGUUAUGAUGGAAAACUUUCAUCAUAUUUCUGCAACUCUUUCUCGUUUGAAAAUCUCAUGUCUAGAAGCUGAGAAAAAAGAAGCCAAGCAGAAGUACACUGAUCAUCUUCAGUCUUAUGUCAUCUACUCCUUAGGACAGCCUCUUGAAAAACUAAACCAUUUCUUUGAAGGCGUUGAAGCCCGAGUGGCCCAGGGCAUUCGGGAGGAGGAAGUGAGCUACCAGCUAGCAUUUAACAAACAAGAGCUUCGCAAAGUUAUCAAAGAGUAUCCUGGCAAGGAGGUGAAGAAGGGCCUGGAUAACCUCUACAAGAAGGUUGACAAGCAUCUGUGUGAAGAGGAGAACCUACUGCAGGUGGUGUGGCACUCCAUGCAAGAAGAAUUUAUACAGCAGUACAAGCACUUCGAGGGCUUGGUAGCUCGCUGUUACCCUGGGUCUGGGGUGACAAUGGAGUUCACUAUUCAGGACAUUCUGGACUACUGCUCCAGCAUCGCACAGUCCCACUAAGCACCCUGAAAGAGAGAGAAGUGAGCGCCUUCUCUGUACACCAGACACCACCUAAAGGAGUGAAGCAAGUGCUUUGAGAAGCAGAUGCAAGCAUUCGCGUGGGGCUGUCAGAUGACUGUAGAACUCUGCUCCAGAGGUUGAGGUGCAGCCGCAGCCUGUGGCUUGGUUGGGUUGACGUCCAGGUGAUGUACUUGCUAAGCAGCAUUUCUCCCAUCACGAAGUGCCCUCAGCGCUGUUCAGUGACCGGGCAGGACAUUUUUCUUUGCUGCCGGCUGCUUCUCUUUGCCAGUGGCUGCCCUGAGUGGAGCAGGGAGUUUGUCAACACUCGCUCGGUGCCAGUUGCUCACAAAUCAUGGAACUAUGAAAACACUGCACAGUAUUGUUUUGUCCCCUUGUCUAACAAGUGUACAUACGGGUUAGGGAGCUGAUAUGGUAAUGAGCUACCAGCUUGGAUUUUGAGGAUUAUGUGGCUCUAUAUAUUAAAUAAAGAACAUUUUUAAAAGUUGA
Molecule: messenger RNA, 3430 nt
Organism: Meriones unguiculatus (Mongolian gerbil)
Lineage: Eukaryota; Metazoa; Chordata; Mammalia; Rodentia; Muridae
Gene: Exoc1
Product: exocyst complex component 1
Exons: 21
Coding region: 164-2923 (919 amino acids)
Biological process (GO): Golgi to plasma membrane transport; exocytosis
Cellular component (GO): exocyst; plasma membrane
Molecular function (GO): phosphatidylinositol-4,5-bisphosphate binding
Source: RefSeq, a predicted model, not a curated record